Alternaria incomplexa is the source of this 708-nucleotide messenger RNA. RefSeq lists its product as uncharacterized. NCBI's taxonomy places the organism in Eukaryota, Fungi, Ascomycota, Dothideomycetes, Pleosporales, Pleosporaceae. Bases 1 to 708 code for a protein of 235 amino acids. The record is from RefSeq and is a predicted model, not a curated record. Gene Ontology annotation, molecular function: phosphatidylcholine lysophospholipase A1 activity. The transcript has 3 exons.
AUGCACGUCACCAUCCGCUCGGCAUGGCUGGCUAUCGCAGCCUUGGCAGUAACAGCAUCAGCAACUCCAAUGGAACUAACAAAUCGCCAAUCGACGGUGAAGAUCAUGGCUCUCGGCGAUUCGAUCACCGGUAGCCCAGGCUGCUGGCGGGCUUACCUCUGGCAAAACCUUCAAGAAGCCGGUAUCAAGAACACCGACUUUGUAGGCAGUCUGGCUGGUCAGGGCUGUGGCUUUCCAUACGACGGAGAGAACGAGGGACAUGGCGGCUUUCUAGCAGUAAAUAUCGCGAACCAGAACCAGCUUCCCGGUUGGCUCUCAUCCGCCAAACCCGACAUCGUCAUGAUGCACCUCGGUACGAACGACGUCUGGAGCAACCGCUCGCCCCAAGAGAUCACCACCGCAUUCAGCAAGCUCGUAGACCAGAUGCGCGCCUCGAAGCCCACGAUGAAGAUUCUCGCCGCGAAGAUCAUUCCCAUGAACCCUUCGAACUGCGCUGAGUGUGGGCAACGUGUCGUUGCCCUGGAUACUGCGAUUGAAGCAUGGGCGGCGACCAAGACGACUGCAGACAGCCCCAUCACGGUCGUAGACGCGUGGACUGGGUUCGACACGAAGACUAUGACUGGCGAUGGCGUUCAUCCGAAUGAUGCAGGCAAUAAGAAGCUUGCUGGGACGUGGUUCCAGCCGUUAGCGGACGCCAUCAGAGGCUGA